Molecule: messenger RNA, 3362 nt
Organism: Poecilia latipinna (sailfin molly)
Lineage: Eukaryota; Metazoa; Chordata; Actinopteri; Cyprinodontiformes; Poeciliidae
Gene: cabp1b
Product: calcium binding protein 1b
Exons: 8
Coding region: 1398-2066 (222 amino acids)
Cellular component (GO): cytoplasm
Molecular function (GO): calcium ion binding; calcium channel regulator activity
Source: RefSeq, a predicted model, not a curated record
AGGGUAUCAAAUGAGGACUAAAUCCCUAAAAUAAUUUAAAGGUUUACGUGAAGGAACUGAAAUAGACGCCACAGUGCAAACAAAAUCUUUGAAAGACCUUCUGGAGCCUGAAAAACUUUAAACCUUUCAAGAAAGUCUUGCAUCCUAAUCACUGAAUAAAAGGAAAUUAUUUUUUGGCUCAUAAUACAUAAGUUAUACUGUGUAAGUUAAAGACAUUCUGGCAACUAAAACAACAAUGUCAAUUUUGUCAUCAAAACUGUAAUUUAUUUUUCUAUUCAAAGUUGCAUUGGAAUAAAUAUUCUGUUUUUAUAUUUACUCCUUUCAUCUGCUGGUUUUAGAGAUGCUCUAUAUAUUCAGCAUUUAUCCUCUGUGGCAAAUGUGUGCGUGCGUGUGUGUGUGUGUGUGUGUGUGUGUGUGUGUGCGUGUGUGCGUGUGUGUGAAUGUGUGAAAGACAAACUGCCGGCGAGCAUUUCUUUCCCUGUCUGUGUGUGUUUGCGUUUGCACGUGCUGCUCCGCUCCUCUCUCCGUCAGGGUAAUUCGGCAUCCGUGUGUAAUUUCUUUACCAUUUUGGCUUUGAUCUGAAUCCGAGCCCUGAAGCUUAUCAUGACUUUGUGUUGCCUCCGUGUAGUCGGGGAUGGAUGCUGGGGGUAGAGUCGGAAAAGGGGUGGAGAAAAGAGACACACACAGAGAGAGAGUUUUAUUUUUAGCUUCCUAGCCCCACAUCCAAGUGUGUUUAAUCAAGUGUGUGUUGGUGUGUGUGUGUGUGUGUGUUUGGAUUAGUGUCUUUAGCCUCUUGGUCAGAAGAAGGUAAUAUGCUUGUCCGAAAGAACUUUGUCAGGCACAUUUGUACAAAGAUGGUGUAAAAGUGUGGAGUUAGCAGGAGUUUGGGAGGCGGAUGAGGGGGGUGUGCGGGGAAAAAAGAGCAAGACUGACGGACACACAACGAGAGACAGCGAGGGUAGAGGGGAGGGAGGAAGACACUGUAGGAGAGGAGAGGAUGGAAUGAAUAAGCAAUCCUGCUUUUCCACUUCAGGCACUCGCAUCUUCCACAGAUCACAUGCAUGCUUCCUCUCCCUGAUAAUCUUUGUUCUCCUAACCUGUCCUUUAUUUUGUCUCAGCCUCCGUCUCCUCGUACCGUCCAGCAGGUCCUCCUUUGUCCUUCUCCUCGUAUUUCCUCUGUCUUUCCCCAAAUGUCCCUUUAUGUCAGUCAGUAACCCACUGAACCUUUUUCCCCUUUCUGAUCCUUCUACUCCAAUGCAUGCCUUGACACCCAUCCAGACAUGCAUGCAGACAAGUGCACUCACAAACAGACACAGUAGCACAGUUAGAGGUAAAACAUAAAGGACAGGGAGAUUUGGUUGCCUUUUUUUUGUUGUUGUUGUUGUUUUCUUUCUGCAAUGGGAAACUCUGUAAAGUCACUUAAAAAUUUCACCAAGAAGGACAAGAAGAAGAACUACAAAGCAGUGCAGUCCAGUGAGGAGGGGGGAUCUGGGGGGGGCCAUCUUGAGCCACUAGUAGCCCUGGCCCAGAACGGAAUCAACAUGCACAACGUGCUGGGGCCUGCAUGCAUCUUUCUACGCAAGGGCUUCGCUGAGAGCCGGCUGGCUGACCGAGAGCUGAGGCCAGAAGAGCUGGAUGAGUUGCGUGAAGCAUUCAAGGAGUUUGACAAAGAUAAAGACGGAUUCAUUGGCUGCAAAGACCUGGGGAACUGCAUGCGGACGAUGGGAUACAUGCCAACAGAGAUGGAGCUGAUAGAACUGAGCCAGCAGAUCAACAUGAACCUGGGAGGACAUGUUGACUUUGAGGACUUUGUUGAACUUAUGGGGCCCAAACUUCUGGCUGAAACAGCCGACAUGAUCGGAGUAAAGGAGCUGAGAGACGCCUUCAAGGAGUUUGACACCAAUGGUGACGGCCAGAUCAGCACAGCCGAACUCCGAGAAGCAAUGAAAAAACUGUUGGGACAGCAGGUUGGACACAGAGAUCUGGAGGAAAUUCUACGUGACAUUGACCUAAACGGAGAUGGACAUGUGGACUUUGAAGAAUUUGUUCGAAUGAUGUCCCGAUGAGUUCGGCUGCGACGUGGCAUCGGACGUGGAUCCUCAGCUGGAGGAGUGCGGAGAAAGUCUGGCGAAGAAAACCGAAUUUCUCUGAACUGUGAAAACGGCAAAAACAUAUCAACCUUGCCCCAAAACUGCCUCGCCUGAGCAGCUGACGAGUCCAGCCGGGAGCCUCACUGUUAAUAACACACUGCUGCUGUUCCUCCGAGCAUAAACAAAACCGACGGCUGCACUCGUGACUUUUCCAGAGUACAUUUUUAAAACACGAUUUCCUUUAAUAACUGCAACAUUUCUACGUGUUUGCCGACCCGAUGGGUAAUGGCGGAUGUGAUGUUUGAGAUAUUUUCUGCAAACACCAACAGCCUCUUAUUCCUGACUGUAGCAAUUAAGAGUAAUUAAUACAGCAGUGCGAAGCAAAGCGACACAAAGCGCAGCGAAAUCUGUUUUCAAUGCAGAGGUUAUAUGAAGCACAAACGCAAAAAGCAAUAUAGAAACAUUCCAUGUCAUCUCGUCAUGUCUGCGUGCGCGUUUUGUGUAUUGUUGAUGUUUAACGUCGAUACGGACUACAGAAAAAUCAGCUUAAGACAAACCGAUAUUUGUUUGUUAAGUAUGUGUAACGUAGCGCUGACUUUUCUGUGACAUACAUGUGCAAUUUCUAGUGUGCAGACGACAUUCAUUUAGCUGCAAUCCUGUAAGAAAAACAUCAUUAGUACCAGAAUAAGCUUUUGAUUAUUUCUAUGUUUGGUUAUUACUUGCAUGAAUAGCAAUGAAGUGUGUGAUCAGAACGUCAUAACUAAUCUGUCACUGAGGAAGUCAGCAGAUUAGUUAAUAAGAGAUGUUUUUUUUAGGUGUCAUGAAAAUGUUUUAUUUUGGGGAUUUUGUAAGUUUUCUUAUUUCGAAAGCCAAAAUGUUCCCUUUUGGUGCAACGUUUGUCAGCAUUAUAUACCUCAAAGUGAGCUGAAACAUAAAUGUCGUCUAUUCUCCUCCCUAAACACAUUCCAGUCUCUGAAACCUGUGUUACUACUUUAUUAUCAGUAAAUGUAAGGAAGCAAGGUGAGCUUCUUAUGCAAAAAGCCAAAGAACGUUUACAAAACCUGAUUUAGUUUAAUAAAUAAAGCUGGUACAGCUUUGCCUGUUCAAGAAUGAACAUGAGAGAAUAUGCAUGUUUGUUAUCUUGAGAUAUAUUUGAAUAGGGAAAUCCAACUUUGUGGUUUUUAUGUGUCUUAACUGUGUGAAACUAUGCAUGGCAAAACAACUGCAAUUUGUAGCAGAAUAUUUAAAAAUAAAGAUAUUUCAAUUGGAAAA